AUGUUACAUUUACAAAUUCCAUAUGAUCAUUCUGUUGCAUUUGAUCAUUUGUUUGAGGCUAGCAUUUUUUCCAAAGAUGAAAUUUUGAAGGAAUUUAGAUUAGAAAAUAUUCAGGAAUCAGUUAAUGAUUUGGAUGAUUUAAUUGAUAACACUACAGUUAAUGAUUUGGAUGAUUUAAUUGAUAACACUCAUUCUAUAUCUAUAAUGAUAAAUAAGUCUUCAAGUUUAAAUCAAGAUUCAAAUAUAGAAACACAAAGUAACUUAGUUAAUGAUAGUGAUAAUCACAAAAACCAAGAUACUAUAACAAAGAUUGGUUACACUUACCUUUUAGAA
Racocetra fulgida is the source of this 333-nucleotide messenger RNA. Lineage: Eukaryota; Fungi; Glomeromycota; Glomeromycetes; Diversisporales; Gigasporaceae. The record is from the annotation of a GenBank genome assembly.